AUGCUAUCAACACCAACACCCUCCCGUAGGAGACAGAGGCAAGCAUGCCAGGAGUGCCGACGACGUAAGCUACGAUGUGACGGCAGGCAGCCGCGGUGUUCCAGCUGCGAGAAUAUCGACACACAAUGCGACGUCGACCCAAAUCGUAAGCCGCGGGGACCUAAGAAGGGCUAUCUCAUAGCUUUGCAAAACAAGAUUGAAACUCUCGAAGACCGUCUUCGCCAACAGGAACAGCACCAUCUCAAGUGGCCGGAUAAUUUAGAGUAUGGCGACGAGAUGCUCGACACAAUCGCAUCACAUACAACUGCGACUCUUGCCGGCCUAGAAGACGCCAGGCUACCUACAGAUACAGAUCUUCUUACAAUGAGGUCAACUCCUCUGGUAUCAGAGUCAGACGCCUCUCUCAGUUCCUACUUUGAUGUCAAUAUGGUGUCCACGACAAUGGCCCUGUUGCAGGAUCAUACGCCCACAACAUCUCUAUCGGAAUACAUUAGCAAUAGUCUACAUAUUACCGAUCCCAUGAAAACUGAGCUUGACCAAUUAUACUUCGACAGAAUACACGCCGCCGUUCCCAUAUUGCAUCAACGUAGGUAUCUUUCGUGGUCAAAACUACCUGACAAGACGAGGUCGCGCACUUGUCUUCAACAUGCCGUUUGGGCAACAGCCUCACUCAUGUCACCACAGUUUCAACACUUGCAAGACAAACUCUACUCGGAAGUAAAGCGGCUUCUUGCUACUACAACCCUCGUACAAAUACCUGGUGGACAGGGUUCUGUAGGUGAUGUCGAACUUGUGCAAGCAUGGGUCCUGAGGACCACCUAUGAGUUUAUCAAGAUGAAUCGCUAUGAAACGAGCCUCAGUGCGGCGUACACGUUUCGACUAGCCCAGCUAAUUGGGCUGCAUAAAGUUGACGUUCUAAAUAAUCUCCCUUCUAAUUGCGAAAUUGAUUUCAUCACAACGGAGGAAAAGCGUCGUGCGUUUUGGAUGGCUUUUAUCCUUGAAACUCUCUCCAGCAUACACAGCAACCUACCUCUGGUAGUGAAUGAGCAUAUGAUUUGUACACGUCUUCCCGUACCGGAUCAUGAGUUUCAGAAUGGCCAGCCAGUCUGCAUCGGCUUCUUGCACGAGCUACUCUCCAAACGGAGCCAGACAGUCAAAUCGCCACUCAAUGAAUGCAUCAUGCUUGCUGCACUGUGUGCGCGGAUAUCAUUUCACGCACAGCAACAUAAUAAGUACCUUUUACACAACCAGGCAGACUAUGACUCGCUCGAAUGGCGAAAACCGUUGUACAAUGCUCUGGCCCUGCGGCUGCAGACCUUGGAGGAGGACUAUCCUAGUCAAAAGCACUCUUCGGACCCGGCGCUGCUAUUUGCCAAUUUCCUGGCUCAAGCGUCAAUACUCUAUCUAUGGGGAAAUGCUCAGUCUUUAGAGUGGCAAAAUGGAAGCCCCAGCCGCUCAAACUCACUGAACACCGAAUUCCAGCAACUAGCGUUUAGUGCGGCGCAGCGUAUCGUAGAGCUUGCUCGUUCACUCUUAGACUUUCCCUUAUCCAAGAUCCACCCCUUUACACCGAUUCCACUCUGCCUUGGCGUCAAAUUCUUAUCUGCGAACAGCUUGGAUUCCAUUGCCGCACCUCUACAACAGGAGUUACUGGACGUGAUACGUCGAUUGAGCAGUGCUAGUAACGUGCAGCAAAGUUACAUAGACAUUUCAGAUAUAUACCAAGACCCAGUUUGA
This is a messenger RNA of Trichoderma harzianum CBS 226.95, 1737 nucleotides long. RefSeq lists its product as hypothetical. Gene Ontology annotation, molecular function: zinc ion binding; DNA binding; DNA-binding transcription factor activity, RNA polymerase II-specific. The transcript has 5 exons. Lineage: Eukaryota; Fungi; Ascomycota; Sordariomycetes; Hypocreales; Hypocreaceae. Gene Ontology annotation, biological process: DNA-templated transcription; regulation of DNA-templated transcription. Gene Ontology annotation, cellular component: nucleus. The coding region runs from base 1 to 1737 and encodes 578 amino acids. The record is from RefSeq and is a predicted model, not a curated record.